Ustilago hordei is the source of this 516-nucleotide messenger RNA. RefSeq lists its product as uncharacterized. Lineage: Eukaryota; Fungi; Basidiomycota; Ustilaginomycetes; Ustilaginales; Ustilaginaceae. The transcript has a single exon. Bases 1 to 516 code for a protein of 171 amino acids. The record is from RefSeq and is a predicted model, not a curated record.
AUGCUGCUCCUACUCUGGGAGGCCUCGUCGACUCUGCUCCUCCUCCUCAUCCUUCCUAUCCUGUCCAUCCUUCUUGUGCUACUUCUCAUGGUCACUGCUCCUCUCACUUCCUGUGGAUGGAUGGUUCUUGUGCUACUUCAUCAUUGUCAGGGGCCAUCCCCACUUCAUCUGAGUGGCAACUUGCAUCUGUUCAUCACCCUCCUGUCAUUAGCACCCAUCUGCUUGCAUCAACUUCAUCAUUGUGCAAGGUCCCUACUUCAUCUGGUGGCAACCCCCUUGUUCAUUGUUACCCCUUGCUGUAUCAGCAAUAGAGGUUUCCCUUGGGCCGAUUCCUGUGAGAUCUGUAGCAGCGAGUGUGGUCCUGCUGAUUCUAUUGACUCCUGUAGUAUGACCAGUGUUCCUACUGAUCUUGACAAGUUAUGUCAUAGAGCUGUUGAUCCUACUGAUCUCACUGAACUCUGUUGGAACUCUACUUUCACCCAAUCCAUGAUGGUUGCGCAAGAUCUCUCCAUAUGA